CACAAGUGACGCAAGAUUAUCAAAAAAAAUAAAAUUUAGAAGGCAAAAAUAUUUUCUAAAGGAAUUUUAACAAUUAUUUUCAAUAAAACUCUAUAUUUUACUAAUAAAAUCGCAAAAGUUAUAAAUUUAUAACUAAAAAACCAUGCAUAGUUUGAAAAUUUUGCAAAGAUGGCCGCUAAUAAAAGCUAGAAAAGCUACACACAUAAUGCAAACAGCCUCUAUAUCGGUGAGAACAGUGGAAAAGCCCAAAAUUAAGGAGGAGGAGAACUCCCUUUAUCCACGCAAAAUAUUCUCGGGCAUACAACCUACCGGCCAAUUGCAUUUGGGCAAUUAUCUGGGUGCCAUACAAAAAUGGAUAGAGCUGCAAAAUAACCAAGAAGAUGUUACCUAUUGCAUAGUCGAUAUGCAUUCUAUAACAAUAGAUCAGAAUCCUGCUGUUUUACGUGAAAAUAUUUUCGAAAUGGCCGCCACCAUGUAUGCCUGUGGUCUUAAUCCUGAAGAUGGCAACUUGUUUGUCCAAUCAUCGGUUAAGGAACAUAGUGAAUUGUGCUGGAUUUUAAAUUGUUUAUGCACCAUGGCUCGUUUGGGUCAUUUGCCACAGUUUAAGGAGAAAUCACGUAAAGUUAAAGAUGUUCCGUUGGGUUUAUAUGUGUAUCCAGUAUUGCAGGCAGCUGAUAUAAUGUUAUACAAAGCCACCCAUGUUCCAGUUGGCGAAGAUCAGCUGCAACACAUACAAUUGACUCAACAUUUAACGCGUAUUUUCAACACUCGUUAUGGCCAGACAUUUCCCGUUUGUCAUGCCAUGAUUGACAAUCAGGAGGCGGCACGCAUACGUUCUUUGCGUAAUCCCACAAAGAAAAUGUCCAAAUCUGAUCCAGACACUAGAGCCACUAUCAGCAUAAGGGAUGAACCCGAUGUUAUAGUGGAGAAAAUUAAAAAGGCCGUAACUGAUUUUACCUCAGAUGUUACUUAUGAUCCCAUUAAUCGUCCUGGUGUGUCUAAUUUAGUGGCCAUACAUUCUCUAGUAUCUGGAACCGCUAUUGAACAAAUUAUCGAAGAAGCCAAAACUCUGGACACAGGACGCUAUAAACUAAGAGUAGCCGAGGCAGUGGUAGAACAUUUAAGACCCAUCAAGUCAAAAAUUGAUACACAUUUGGAGCGUAAAAGUGAAUUGAUCUAUAUGUUGGAGCAGGGCGCGGAAAAGGCACGCCAGCAGGCUCAAGAAACUUUGGAGGAUGUUAAGCAAAAACUGGGUUUAGGCACUUAUGCCAAUAUACCACAAUCCAUAGAUGUAAAUAGUUUCAGUGAUCAAAUUGAGGAGAAACCUAUGAAAGAAACAAAAGUAGAAGCCACCCCAAAAUUAGAUGACAAUGGCAAACCGAUAGUGCCUAAACAAAAGAUACGUGUAGAAAGUAGAAGAUCCAAUCAUACACAGAGUUUGGCACCAGCAUUUGAAAUGGGUUUGGCUGGCGUUCCUAAAUUGAAUAAUAAAAUUGAUAUGGCAGAUACCAGUAGUAAAACCACAUUACAACAAACAAAGGAACAAAGCUCAGCUCAAGAGGUAGAGAGCACGGAAAAAUCUAUAAACUAGUUAAAAAUCUAGUCUUUUUUAGUUAAUUUUAUAUAAAUAAUUUUAAAUGUUUGUGUUUGUUAUUGAAAUGAAAAUGUAAAAGAUUUUCAUUUGAAAUUGAUUUUAUUAAAAUGAAAACAAAAUUUCUUUGUUGAAAAAUGUAUGACUUAAUAAAAGGAAAUACUGAAAUAUUUGACCAAA
Messenger RNA from Calliphora vicina (urban bluebottle blowfly), 1771 nucleotides. RefSeq names its product Tryptophanyl-tRNA synthetase, mitochondrial (gene TrpRS-m). The transcript is spliced from 4 exons. NCBI's taxonomy places the organism in Eukaryota, Metazoa, Arthropoda, Insecta, Diptera, Calliphoridae. Gene Ontology annotation, biological process: mitochondrial tryptophanyl-tRNA aminoacylation. The record is from RefSeq and is a predicted model, not a curated record. Gene Ontology annotation, molecular function: ATP binding; tryptophan-tRNA ligase activity. Gene Ontology annotation, cellular component: mitochondrial matrix; mitochondrion. Bases 143 to 1591 code for a protein of 482 amino acids.